AUGCCUUACACUUCAGAUAAAGCGGUCCCCUACCGCUAUGCAGCAACUAUUAUUGAGAACGGUAAAGAGGUCGAGAUUAAAACCUUAGCCUCAGUUACCAAUAUCACAGCAAAUAGCCGAAUGACGCGCAGUGGCCAUGUGUUCGCUCCGCCGGUUACCCCAAGUAGAAAUGUUGAGAAAGAUCCAGUAGUCGUGGUACCAGUGACAAGAGAAGCAGAAGGGCAAACAAGUAAUUCAACCCUUGACAAAGAAAUAGAUGAACUACUCAGAAUUAUCAAGCUCAGUGACUACAAAGUGGUAGAUCAGUUGCUACAGACACCAUCAAAAAUCUCGAUCCUGUCCUUAUUAUUGAACUCAGCUGUCCACAGAGAAGCACUACUGAAGGUGCUUGAUCAAGCCUUUGUAGAACAGGAUAUAACAGCAGAGCAAUUCAACAAUGUUGUAGGCAGCAUCACUUCGUGCAAUGGCUUAGGCUUUUGUGAUGAAGAACUGCCAGAAGAAGGAAAGAAUCACAACUUCGCUCUCCAUAUCUCAGCCAAUUGUCAAGGGGAUUCUUUGUCUAAUAUCCUAAUUGACACCGGUUCAUCUCUGAAUGUCAUGCCCAAGUCUACCUUGUUGAAGCUAAAGUAUAAAGGGGGGCAAAUGCGACACAGUGGAAUUAUUGUGAAAGCGUUCGAUGGAUCAAGAAAAUCAGUCAUUGGAGAGGUUGAUUUGCCUAUUGGUAUUCGACCUCAUGUAUUCCAGAUCACUUUCCAGGUUAUGGAUAUAGUGCCAGCUUAUAGCUGUCUGCUCGGACGCCCAUGGAUUAAUGAGGUGGGUGCCAUUACAUCCACGUUACACCAGAAGUUAAAUUUUUUCAAGAAUGGGCAAAUAGUGACGGUUAAUGGGGAGCAGGCUAUGCUGAUCAACCACCUUUCAUCGUUUAGUGUGAUAGAAGCAGACGAAACGACUGUUCAAACUCCAUUUCAGGCCCUGACCAUCGAUGAUUACAAGAAAAGUGAAGGUUCAAUCGCGUCAUUCAAAGACGCCCAGCAGAUUGUCAAGACAGGUCCUACAGAAAUGUGGGGCAAGGUGAUAGAGUUGCCAGAAAACGUUAACCAUGCAGGAUUAGGCUUUGUUGAUGGAAAACAAGUGCAGACUUCAGUGGUGCGACCUUUCAAAGAUAUCUUUCACAGCGGUGGGGUUAUCAACAUGGUAGCAGUUGAGGAGGAUACUUUUGAGGGAAAGACAGAAGACGAAGGCCCCAGAUUUGUGACACCAGGAUCUAUGCAUGUUACUUUCGAUGAAUCUAACCCCUCCAAGGAGGAUAUUGUUUUAUGCGAUGAUGAUGAUGAUUUUGUAGAAGUUCCUAAAAAUGAUACUUCAAGUGGAAACAAUGAUGAUCAGCCAAAACAUCAAGAUGAGAAAGAUCAACAAAAUCAAAUGAUAAUGAUCUACCUAAAGAAUGGAUAA
Molecule: messenger RNA, 1452 nt
Organism: Lathyrus oleraceus (garden pea)
Lineage: Eukaryota; Viridiplantae; Streptophyta; Magnoliopsida; Fabales; Fabaceae
Exons: 2
Coding region: 1-1452 (483 amino acids)
Biological process (GO): proteolysis
Molecular function (GO): aspartic-type endopeptidase activity
Source: RefSeq, a predicted model, not a curated record